AUGUUUAUUUGUAAGUAUGGGUUGCAGAUUUUUCCGGUGAGGUUAUCGGGUGGUGCUAAGUUGAAGGAUGUCUUAAGCAACAUUUGUAAUAGGUGGAAGAAUCUGUCGGUAGGGAGGUUUUUUGUUUCAUAUGCUUAUGAGGAUGGUUAUUGUGCUCUUCAGAAUGAAUUUGAUUUUGAGAACAUGCUUUUCUUGCUUAGUAAUUGUGAUCGCAUAAAUGCAAAGGUUGAUGAGAAUGAACAUAGUAGUAGGUUAAUUGUUGGUAGUACUAUUGAUGAAGUGGGUGAUGUUGAUGAAGUUGUUGAUGAUGAGGUAGAAUAUGUGGAUAGAAUGGACCCCGCGGAAAAGGCUGUGCUGGCUAAAUAUGCUAUUGAGAAUGACUUUAUGUACCGUUUCGUGAAAAAUGACUUACUUAGGGUUACAGUUGUUUGUGUUAUUACAGGGUGUGAAUGGAAGGUACAUGCUAUUUUAAAUAGAACCAAUGGAGUAUUUCAUAUUAAAAAGUGUCAUAAUGAGCAUAAUUGUGGGUCAACGUACCGAACCAAUAAGCAUAAGCGCGUGUCAUCCCGUCUUGUUGCGAAUGAGAUAGCUAGGAUUGUUGAGAAAAAAUCCAAGACUUCUCCAAUUGACAUGCAGGAUUGGUUUACGGACAAGUAUGGUCUUGAUUUGUGCUAUCAUAAUGCUUGGUUAGGGGUGGAGAAGGCAAGGGGGGAAUUGUAUGGAGAUUAUGAAUGUUCAUUCGAUAGGCUUCGGUGGUAUGUUAAAGCUGCAAGGGCUACGAAUCCGGGGAGCGUAUUGAGGCUAGAAUCUGAUCCUGUAACCAAAGAGUUUUCACAGCUAUUUGUGUCAUUUGAUGCUUGUAUCAAGGGGUUCAAUUACUGUCGGCCUUUUCUGUGUCUUGAUGCCACCCAUUUGAAAGGUAGAUUCAAAGGAACACUCCUUGCCGCAACAAGGAAAGAUGCAAAUCAAUGUUUAUUCCCUAUAGAUCACUUUCCGGGUCGGUUUAGGAAAGGUUUUCGGAACAGGCUCGUAGAAUUGUUCAACAAAUGUGCAUAUGCUUCAUCGGUGUCGGUUUACAAAGCUGCGGAGGAAGACUUUUACCAAUUUGGUGGAGAUAAAGCUAGGACCUUUAUUGCGAGUGUCCCCAAAGAGCAUUGGAGUAACGCGUAUUUUGAAGGUCAACGGUACGGUGAGAUGAGCUUUAGUGCUGUGGAGUCGUUUAACAAUUGGAUUCUUAAAGCUCGGGAAAUGCCUGUUUUUUAUUUAGUUGAUGAACUUCGUCGCAAAAUUAUGAAGCAAAUGGCAGCUAAGAGAGUAAAGUCGAUGAAAUGGAAUUCAGUUAUUUGUCCGAAUAUGGAUAAGAAGUUAGCUCGUUUUAUCAAGAAAGGAAGGUCGUGGAGGAUCAUUAUGUCGAAGGGUGGUUUGUACGAGGUGCGUUGUCUUCCCCCGAAGGUAGUAUCUGUUGAGGAAAGGACGUGCUCUUGUGGUCAAUGGCAGUCUACCGGUUUCAUGUGUAGGCAUGCUGCAACGGUUAUUAUAAAAGCUUGCGGUGGGGAAGGAACUUUGGUGGACCACAUGGAUCCGUUAUACCUUAUUGAUGCAUAUCGGCGACUUUAUGAAGAACCCAUAUAUCCAGUUGUAGAGAGUGACAUUCCUGAUUUUACAACGGAAGGUGACCGGGUUAUAAACCCUCCACGGAAUAGGCGGCCAGCAGGUAGGCCCAAAGUUAAAUGCAUUCGUUCAAGGGGUGAAGAGUCAUAUACUAGGCCAAAUAAAUGUGGGAGGUGCCAUAAGGCUUCAAAGCACAACCGAAGAACAUGCAAAGAGCUAAGCGAUAUAUGAGGCAAUGAGUCAAAUAUGAGAAUAAAGGAGAGAUUAUGAUGAAGAAUAGAAUAAAGUUGGGGGUUUUUUUUUUUUGCCUUAUUCAUGCUUAUAUAUUGAAGUUGUUUCGUUUGGAUUAUGGAUAAAUAAAGAGUUUAAUAUUUU
Messenger RNA from Rhododendron vialii, 1986 nucleotides. RefSeq lists its product as uncharacterized. Gene Ontology annotation, molecular function: zinc ion binding. The transcript is spliced from 5 exons. Lineage: Eukaryota; Viridiplantae; Streptophyta; Magnoliopsida; Ericales; Ericaceae. The coding region runs from base 1 to 1842 and encodes 613 amino acids. The record is from RefSeq and is a predicted model, not a curated record.